UCCCUAUUGCAUAUGUAAGAACCGAGAGUCCAAAUCGAGCCUAUUCAAACUGGGAUUUAAAUCAACAGGAGUGAAGACCUCAAUGGAUUGACUUAUAAAAUCUCGUCAGACGCAUGGACUCCUGACUGUGCUGUAGCGUUCACUUACGUUGGGAAACGGUUUUCCAGGGAAUUGUCGGCCAUAUGCAGUGAUACCACGCCCGGAGCGGAGACUUUAACACGGGGGCGACACCAUUCAUGCAAAUACUCCCAACCACAAGUUCAUGGACAGGAGACUUUAGUACGGUCUAAAGAGGAACUACUGUGUUGUAUUGACUUUCAAUAUUGAACGCCAAACAGGCUAUAAAAACAGUCUGCAAUGGAGUUAUUAAAUCCAAAGGAUCUGUUGCUUUUCUGAGUGAUUUAAAACACAGAUAAACCGCAUCAGGAUUUCAGCCACUGUUACAUUUUGAAUACGGUUUGCUGUAGCAUUUGACUGCCGUUUUCCAUCCGCUGCACAAAUAUUAGGGGUAUAAUUGACUAUUUAUGGUUUGGAUUCUCUCCUCAGCGCGCGGUAGGGAAACUCUUUCUCUGGCUUCAUCUAAACGAUUGCAUUAGAAUCGGGACUGGUGUUCUUCCGAUGGAAUUGCUGAAAAGCUUUUGUAAUUUUGUAAAAUUGUAAAUUGAAUCAUGACACUGGACACCAUCAUGGCGUGCUGCCUCAGCGAGGAGGCGAAAGAAGCGCGACGGAUCAACGACGAGAUCGAGCGGCAGCUCCGCCGCGACAAGAAAGACGCUCGGCGCGAGCUCAAGCUGCUUCUGCUGGGAACUGGAGAGAGUGGGAAAAGCACCUUUAUUAAACAGAUGAGAAUCAUUCAUGGCUCAGGCUAUUCAGAAGAGGACAGAAGAUGCUUUACCAAGCUGGUUUACCAAAACAUCUUUACAUCGUUGCAGGCCAUGAUACGGGCAAUGGAUGCUCUCCAGAUCCACUACAAAUAUGAACAUAAUAAGGCCAAUGCAAACAUUGUCAGAGAAGUAGAUGUAGAGAACGUCUUCUUGUUCGUCAACCCCUAUGUAGAUGCCAUCAGGAGUUUAUGGAAUGACCCAGGAAUUCAGGAGUGUUAUGACCGGAGGAGAGAAUACCAGCUCUCAGAUUCCACAAAAUAUUAUCUAAAUUCUCUGGAUCGCAUUGCCGCCCCUUCCUAUGUUCCCACCCAGCAAGAUGUGCUCAGGGUCAGAGUGCCCACAACAGGGAUCAUUGAAUACCCCUUUGACCUACAUAGUGUCAUAUUCAGGAUGGUAGAUGUAGGGGGGCAGCGGUCAGAAAGGCGGAAGUGGAUCCACUGCUUUGAAAACGUCACCUCCAUCAUGUUCCUGGUAGCACUCAGUGAAUAUGACCAAGUUCUGGUUGAAUCUGACAAUGAGAAUCGAAUGGAGGAAAGCAAAGCAUUGUUUAGGACGAUAAUAACGUACCCCUGGUUCCAGAAUUCAUCAGUUAUUCUUUUUCUGAACAAGAAAGACCUUUUGGAAGAGAAAAUAUUGUUUUCACACCUUGUAGAUUACUUUCCUGAAUAUGAUGGACCCCAGAGAGAUGCUCAAGCCGCACGGGAAUUCAUCCUGAAGAUGUUUGUCGACCUGAAUCCAGACUCCGAAAAAAUCAUUUACUCUCAUUUCACCUGCGCCACUGACACAGAAAACAUCCGAUUCGUGUUCGCUGCUGUCAAGGACACCAUCUUGCAGCUCACACUGAAGGAAUACAAUCUAGUCUAAACAACGGCCGGUUAUGGUUUUGUCAUUGUCUUGCCCAGUUAAAAGACUCGUCAGUUUGCAGCUAAAGUCUGCCGUAAUGCUGUGAUCCACUAAAGUCUGCUUUAACUGUUCGAGCAGUCCGCUGAUUCUGCUCGGACACACAAGCUGCUCACUGCUUCGUCAUUAUUUAUUUGCACCUCGGAUCUACUUCGCAGGGUUCAACUUGAAUGUUAUUAUUCCAUUUUAAUGAAAUACGUUAUGUUAUUGAACUUUUUAUUAAGGUUUAUUUUGUAGCAGGUUCUUAAAGUUGUAUUCAUUGAACUGUUUGCUAUAAAUGUUAUGUAGAUUUCUCCAACUUGGACAUAUUAAUUAUUCUGUGUGGUGAGGUCUUUAGAAAGCAAUGAAAGUACUUAUAUGGUAUUGUAACAUGCUAUUUUUUUAAGAGUCAGAGCAAGCUUAGUAGAUAAGGGUCUUUUCUCAUUUCCAAGGCACACGUAUUGAUGAAGAAUAGAUAACCGCUAGUUUACAUUAGCAUUUACAUUAAAAGUGCCAAAGUUCUUCAAAUGUGAUUGUUUUAUGUAUUGCCAAACUAACAAUCAUACCACAGGCAAUAAGUGUCCCUUGCCAGUAUCAUUUGUCUCUCUUUGUAUUUUUAAUUUUUUUUCUUGUCAUUGUGUUCUUGAAACAGAUUAUUGUACAUCUGCUGUUCAUGACCUGAUCCAUUAAGACCACCUGUGUUCUGUUACAUCAAGCCUGAAUGCACAUGAUCCCUGUGCAUCCUUAUCUUAAACUACAAAUGUGCCAUUCAGAGAUUUUCUGUAACACUUGCAUACUUUUAGAGUUGUUUUCGUAAUAAAUUACCCAACAGAUGUUCUCAUUGAGGCAAUGAUGCUCUAACUGGUGUUGUACUGAAUUGACAGUGUGGUUAGUGUGGUGUAAUAAAGCUUUGGUCAACAUUUGCAGUUGUUUUUAAAGAUUUGUAAAGAGUUUCAUGUGAUUAGAUGUGUGUCAAACAAAUUAAUGUUUUGUGUUGAGCGAAGAUUAAAGGACCAAAUUUCUGUUGUGAUCCUCAGAAACGUUUUUGGGGGGUGAACAGUGCUGAAUUCAGGGUUAACACUGGAAAUGUGUGGGGGUUUUCUGCUAUUUUAGAGAGCAGUAUAUAAUAUUUGCUGCUUUUUUAGAGAGAAGUGUAUAAUAUGUUAUCCUGGACCACAAAACCAUUCAUAAGUAGCAAUAGCCAACAAUACAUUGUAUGGGUCAAAAUGAU
Messenger RNA from Onychostoma macrolepis, 2994 nucleotides. RefSeq names its product guanine nucleotide binding protein (G protein), q polypeptide (gene gnaq). Gene Ontology annotation, biological process: phospholipase C-activating dopamine receptor signaling pathway; action potential; adenylate cyclase-modulating G protein-coupled receptor signaling pathway. NCBI's taxonomy places the organism in Eukaryota, Metazoa, Chordata, Actinopteri, Cypriniformes, Cyprinidae. Gene Ontology annotation, molecular function: GTPase activator activity; GTPase activity; G-protein beta/gamma-subunit complex binding. Bases 669 to 1748 code for a protein of 359 amino acids. The transcript is spliced from 7 exons. Gene Ontology annotation, cellular component: heterotrimeric G-protein complex. The record is from RefSeq and is a predicted model, not a curated record.